AUAGUCAUGCUUAAUGCCAUCCAGCAAGAGGCAGGCAUCACUCCUGUGGGCUUCAUUCUUCUUCAGACCUUCACCAACCUGCUCAAGUAUUUCUCUACUCCACUGGCAACCUAAGCACAGGAAAAAUAUUUCUUCAUCCUCAGAUUCUUAAAUCAAGGUAGUUUUAUUGAGCGUUUGAUGUUUUCUGGCAGACAGGGUUCCUCUAGUCUCCAUCAUGACGACCCACACCUUUUACCACCACAGAGAAGAGGAACAGAAGGAAGAGAGACAUCGCGAUUUCCAAAUGACUUCACAGACAAGAAAGUCCAAGUUCAGGACCAGUGAAGAACAAGAAACCUUCACAUCUCUGGAUUUGACCAUAGCAUCUGCUCUCGCAUUGACAACUGAAGAAUCAUGGGAAACAAAGAUGAGACGGGAGGCCACUAUACUAAAGCUAGAGGAGAGGGGACAGAAGAGGAUUCGCUUUGGGAAUGACAUGGAAAAGCUGGAGAAGGAUGUCAUCAGAAACUGCCGGUUCUUGCGGGUGAAGGCUGACAGGAAGGCCCUUCGGAGGAAGGCUGAAGCAAAGGUACAAUUGGAGAGGGAGGUGAUGGAACUGUUGUCCUGCCGGGCACCGAUGUUUUGGAUCCCUCUCCGAGCUCACGCGGUCUGGGAAAGAAUGAGCGUCACACUGGAAUGCACUGUUCUGGCUAAUCCUCGGCCAAAGGUAACCUGGUUUAAAAAUGGUGUUCGAAUUGAUCCCCGUGUUGCUCCAGCAGGGAAAUAUAAAAUGAAGAAUGAAUUUGGAAUGCUUACCUUGGACAUCAGGAGAUGCUCCUUGGAUGAUUCUGCUGAAUACAGCGUGGAAGUGAAGAACCCUUAUGGAGAGGCCAACUCAUUUGCAACUGUGUUUGUCAGGAAAUAUUAUGGAAUGGAGUCUGGAUUUGACUCGGAAAUCUAUAAACAGAGACUCAGAGGCAUAGAAGCUGACUUUGCCAGCACAUUGAAGCCCAUCUUUGCUAGAGAGAAGGAACCCUUCACCCUCGUCUGCACUUUCACUUCAGACCUGCAGGAAUACCAACGAAAUAUCCGCUGGUUCCGAGAUGGUGAGUUGCUGAAAGAUUCCAACCGCCGGAAAAUAAAAUGUGAGGACCGGGAGGCGUCCCUGGCAGUAUCCUGUGCUUACAAGGAGGAUGAAGGCUUUUACAGCAUCCGCAUCCCGACACAAGAUGGCUACAAUGAACAAAAAGCUUAUGUGUUUGUUAGGGAUGCUACAGCUGCAACAGCUGGUGCUCCUGGAUCUCCCCUCCUUGUACAAUGCCACGAUGUGAACAAAAACAGUCUCAUACUUUCAUGGGUACCUCCCAGUGAUAAUGGUGGAAGCCCAAUCAUUGGUUAUUACAUUGAAAGGUGUGAAAUGGGCACAGAUGAAUGGGUUCUCUACAACGACCAGCUGGUGAAAACUUGCAGGUCACCUAUUCUGGGUCUCACAGAAGGAAAGACAUAUCAGUUCCGAGUGAAGGCUGUCAACCGCGCAGGAAUCAGUAACCCUUCGAAAGCCAGCAGCCCUGUGACAAUGAUAGAUCCCAAUGAGGCCAAGAGAUUGCUAAACAUUCCUUAUGACGAUGGGAUGAGGACAAUUAUAGUUUCCAAAGAUGAACUGGAACCUGAGGUUAAGAUCCCAUUGCCACCCACUAAUGUUCAUGCCAGUGAGAUCAGAGAAGAUUAUGUGAUCCUCUCCUGGGAUGAGCCAGACCCCAGAGGCAAAGAGCCACUGAGUUACUACGUAGAAAAGUCAAUUGCUGGCAGUGACAACUGGCAGAUGGCUAAUCUGAAUAUUCCCGUCAAUUCCACCACUUUUGCUGUCUGUGAUCUGGACAAGGGAAAGUCAUACUGUUUCCGCGUACGGUCAGUGAACAAGUACGGAGUGAGCCAGCCUUCUGUACCCAGUGAGCCCAUCUCUCUGGGGAAAAAAAUUGCUCCACUUCCACCCCCAUCUCAGGUCCUGGCUUUCAGAGAUACCAAAACAUCUGUGGUCGUACAGUGGAGCAAACCAAAAGAAGGAGAGGAACCGCUGGGUUAUUAUAUCUAUUGCCGGGAGGUUGGGACAGACGAAUGGCAAACAGUCAACAACAAACCUGUCACUUGUCAUGAAUUCACCGUUCCAGGACUCAAAACUGGCAAACAGUAUGUCUUCUGUGUCAAAUGUGUCAAUGAAGCUGGCAUAGGGGAAAGUUCUCCAGAAUCUGAUCCCAUUCUUGUGAGACAAGCAAUCUCUUGUCCAUCUGCCCCACGAGGUUUUGCCCUGCUGAACUGUGGGAAGGACACCAUGACCAUAGGCUGGAAGCCUCCGAAACGCAAAGGAGGCUCAAAAAUCCUGGGCUAUUUCUUGGAUCAGCAUGAUGUAUCACAGAUUGACUGGCAUGAGAUCAACAUUAAGCCCAUUGCUGAACGGGUUUAUACGGUCACCAACCUGGAUGAAGAACACUUUUAUGAGUUCCGUGGUUAUGCAAUGAACAUAGUUGGUGUUGGGAAGGUGUCAGAGCCCAGUGAUAUUUUCAAGUGUGAGGAGUGGACAAUGCCAGAACCAGGCCCUCCUUACGACGUCAGAUGUACGGAAGUAAGAGACACCUCCCUGAUGCUCCAUUGGGAGCCACCUCUGUAUACUGGAGCAGGACCAGUCAGUGGUUAUUAUGUGGAGGCCUGCGAGGAAGGAUCAGAUACCUGGGAACGACUGAAUAAACAGCCGAUAUCCAGCACACACAUGAAGCUGAGUGAUCUGGAAACUGGGAAAUGUUACAUUUUCCGAGUGCGAGCAGAGAACAAGGCAGGUGUUGGCCCACCAUCACUGCCAUCAGAUCCUGUGAUAGUGAAAACUAAACCAGACACCAAAGAAAUUGAAGUUGGGGUAGAUGAGGAAGGAUUCAUCUAUUUGGCAUUUGAGGCUCCUGAGAUUGUAGACACUUCAGAGUUUAUUUGGUCCAAAGACUAUGAAGGACCUCCAAAUCCUGACCGCGUUGAAAUUAUAGACAAAGAUGACAGGUCUAAGGUCAUUCUGAAAUAUGCUACUGAACGGGACCUGGGAACAUAUUCAGUAGAAGUAACUGAUACUGAUGAAGACAUUUCUGCCAGCCAUGUUUUAACUCAAGAAGAACUGGACCGACUACGAAAGAUCAGCCAUGAGAUUCGAAACCCCUUGAUCGAGCUGAUAUCUGGAUGGAACGUUGACAUUCUGGAGAAAGGGGAGGUGCGACUUUGGCUAGAAGUUGAGAAACUCUCUCCAGAAGCAGAGCUUCAUUUGCUCUUCAAUGGGAAAGAGCUCUCAAGCACCCCGACACAUAAGAUCAACUUUGACAGAGCGAAUGGCCUUGUAGAAUUGAUCAUCCAGGACUUCUGCGAGGACGACAAGGGGACAUACACUGCCCAUCUUAAAGAUGGCAAAGCGGAAAAUCAGUUUACUUUGGCUCUCACUGGGGACGAUUUUGAUAAACUUAAAGCAGAGGUUGAUGCCAAGAAGAAAGACUGGAAAAGAAAACAUGGUCCUCAUUUUAUUGAACAACUGGCAUGGAAGGUCACUGAGGAUUGUGAAGUCCUGCUGACUUGCAAGGCAACAAACAUGAAGAAGGAAACUUCUUUUACAUGGUUGUUUGAUAGCAAAGCCCGCCCAGAUGGUCAAUAUAAUCCAAACACAGGAGCUGGAAUCCUACAGAUUAAAAGAAUUACCAAGGCAGAUAAAGGAGUCUACAAAGCUGUGGUUUCUGAUGAACGCGGGCAAGAUAUUACUCAACUUGAUCUUACGAAGGACGCAUUUGACGAUAUCCUCAAGGAGCUGGCCAGGAUCAGUAUUCUUUCUGCAUCUCCUUUGAAAGUGCUGCCAACUAUAGAAGGCAUCAAGAUCUACAGUGAAGUAAAGUACUACACAGAUGCCAUGAAGGCUACCUGGUACCACAAUGACAAGCGUCUGGAAGGAAGAGACCGCCUGAAAAUAGGAACAACCAUGGACCAGGUUUGGCUGCACAUCCUUGACCCCAAGGAGUCCGACCGAGGCAAAUACACCCUGGAGCUCACUGAUGGGAAGGAGAUACGCACAAUGUCAACUGACCUAUCUGGGAAAGCUUUCGAUGAUGCACUUGCUGAACAUCAAAGGCUCAAGCAAGCGGCCGUUGUGGAGGAAAACCGUGCUAAAGUGGUUCGGGGUCUUCCAGAUGUUGCAACCAUCAUGGAAAGUAAGACUUUGUGCUUGACCUGCAUCAUCUCUGGAGAUCCUUACCCAGAAAUCACCUGGUACAAGAAUGAGAAAGUCGUUACCUUCAAAGAUCGGUACAAGAUGGAAGUGAAGGGGACCGUGAUCACGAUAACCAUUGAGAACGUCAGCAGUGAGGACACUGGGAAAUUCAGCAUCCACGUCCAGAACAAGUGGGGCUCUGAAACCGGCAAGGUGACAGUCAGCGUGUACAAGCAGGGAGAAGAACCUCGGGAGCUGAAAGGGGAACCACCCUUCAUCUGAGCAGGGAGUUGGUGCCUAAGUCCAGUUCUAGGGUCUUGGUCUGGUCCACAGGACAUAAUCCAGUAGAAGAGGAUGGGUCUUAUUCAUUGCAAGGAAAGAUCCACCUCCCAUCUCUUACCCAACACUGUCACUGCUUUCUGAGCAGAAUCAUAGGCUUAUGACAUUGAUAGAGAGAAGUUAAGCUCCAGCCCCAUAAGAGGAUUAGCAUCAAGUCUCUUGGCCACUUCUCAGUGUUUCUCAGUGCAUUCACACAUAUAUAUCCAUACAGAAAAUCAAGGGCCGGUGAAGAUAUAGCUGUUACUGGUUUUAGCUCAACAAACCAGUGGUGAGUUCAUACGUUUCACUAAGCCAGGUGGUUUUCACAGUCCUGUUGAAUAAGCCACAGUGGGAGGACUUACAUACUUGUAUUGUACUACACUAUUAAACAGGAUGCACAGUAUAUUUUGGAGUGGGGGUCACAUUCUUAAAUCCAGUGGGUGGGAUCAGGUCAAUGGUUAAAUUAGGCUCUAUUUCAUGUAGAAUAAUUUUGAACUAAAGUUAAAUAUACUGUAGUUAAAAUGAUUAGUUUCCAGUUAAUAUUUAAUCUAUUUCCCUUUACUUACAGGAACAGUUACAAGUUGGGAAUUACUUUUGGAGAACUCUGGAAGUCACCCCAAGGCUUCCAAGGUGUGGACAAGUGGAAGCCACCAUAAAUCAUGACUUACAAACCACAAUAGUUAGGUUCAUAUCAGAUUCUAAACCAAAACCAAAUAUUUGUGUAGUUGCUGCUUGUCAUCUCGGUGUCUAAUGAACCCAGGCACUGUGAUUUAUAAAUCAUGGUUUAUGGCUUAGCAUUAGGAGCAAACCCAACCAUUGUAGCUUAUUCAACAGAAUAUAAUUGAAACAAACCAUAAUUUAGGAUGAUGUGUGAAUGGGGUCACUCGGGGGUAGCUUGAGGCUGAAAAUAUUCACAGAUAUUGUUUCAGACUUUGAUUCAAUUAUCUCCUAGCACUACUGAAUUUUUGCUGACUUGCUCUACCAUAUGCUAAAUAAAUAGUUGGAUUUGGA
This is a messenger RNA of Python bivittatus (Burmese python), 5533 nucleotides long. RefSeq names its product myomesin 3 (gene MYOM3). Gene Ontology annotation, biological process: sarcomere organization. Lineage: Eukaryota; Metazoa; Chordata; Lepidosauria; Squamata; Pythonidae. Gene Ontology annotation, cellular component: M band. Gene Ontology annotation, molecular function: protein binding. The record is from RefSeq and is a predicted model, not a curated record.